UGUCAUGCAUACUUUUGUCGUACGACACCCUAGUAGAAUUCGAUCUAAAGGCUACUUUUCGCCCCAGUGGCGGCUUGCACCCAGGAGCCCUAUGUCGCACACAGAAGUUCCACUAGAAAGCCCUUUUUCCUCAAGAGACAAAACCACAAUGAAUUUGGUGAGUGCUGGUUUUUCCGGCUGGCAAGGAGUGCGUGGCAGGACGCCUUGCUGUUCCGAAAGCGGAGGGGGACGGUGCAAAAGCCAUUCCGAUGAGAGACACCUGGAUUCGCUAGAGCUUUCCAUAACUUUUUGUCGACAUGGGGGUCGAUUUUCGCCGAAGAAUCGGAAGGUUUUUUCUCGACCCCGAAGCAGUGAAUCUCUGGAAAACCCGGUUUCAACUGACUUGUACUGCAACCGGAGAAGGACCUGGGGAUACGGAUUAUUAACGAUGGUACUUUUAUGCUCCGUAGCUAGACUUGUCAGCGCUUCUGGUUACGAUUACCCUCCACUGACGUAUCAAGCUCAGGACGAAGUCCCCUCCACCGAAAACAAGUUCUUCACAGACGCUGAGGAGACGACGCAUUAUUGGGGUGCUAAAAACCAUCGACUUGUUAUGAGCUUCAUUCCACUUCGGAGAGGCUACAUGGGGUCACGAUUCAAGCUCCGAGCACUCAUUAGUAGCGGCUUCAAAGUGCGACAGAUCAAACUGGAGCUACCUCGAACUGAGUCGUCAUACUGGCCAUCAGAUUCAGACAUUGAAGGCACGGAUCCUCUCAGCAGGCGUCGGCGGCUCCAGGAGCAAGUCGAAGGGGGCGAAGGAGCUUUUGCACGUUCUUCUUCUGCACUUCCCGUUCAAACUUCUCCGUUACAGCCGUCUUCGUCUCGGCCGCACCAACCUCCGUCUACGCAUCCUCUAUGGUCUGCCUUUCCAGAGAAACUUGCAGCUCCCAAAGUUGUCAGACACCCUCCAGGGACGCACCGCGCGAGCACCUCAGCAAGCCCGCCUCUUCGUCCACACCCAGAACGGCGCUUGGGUGCUUGUGAACCCCUACCACCGAAUACCGAACAGAUCGUGAGGCAAAUUUUUCAGAAGAACGGCGUUUCCACGGAGGGAAUUUUGGAGACCAAAAGGGCUGAAGCAGUAAGAGUUGCAAAGCCGUUUUCUGGUGCACUCGUCGCAAACGAGGAUGAGGGGUCAGAGAUCUUUGACCAGGACCUCGAAUUGCCUCCUGAACUCCUUCCUCCCUUCUCAACAGAUUGCCCCCAUGAUACGGCUUGCGGGGCGGAGUACUGCGCAUUGUUCAACUGUAAAGACGAGGCGAGGAAAAGCAGUAAGAUAACUAACUGA
This is a messenger RNA of Toxoplasma gondii ME49, 1327 nucleotides long. RefSeq lists its product as hypothetical. Lineage: Eukaryota; Apicomplexa; Conoidasida; Eucoccidiorida; Sarcocystidae. The transcript has 3 exons. Bases 5 to 1327 code for a protein of 440 amino acids. The record is from RefSeq and is a predicted model, not a curated record.